Messenger RNA from Etheostoma cragini (Arkansas darter), 5403 nucleotides. RefSeq names its product synergin, gamma (gene synrg). Lineage: Eukaryota; Metazoa; Chordata; Actinopteri; Perciformes; Percidae. Gene Ontology annotation, molecular function: protein binding. Bases 50 to 4465 code for a protein of 1471 amino acids. Gene Ontology annotation, cellular component: clathrin coat of trans-Golgi network vesicle. The record is from RefSeq and is a predicted model, not a curated record. The transcript is spliced from 24 exons.
CACUAACACUGCCGACGUCAUCUUCCUACCAGUGACUGCUGUUAUUAAGAUGGCGCUGCGGCCAGGAUCUGGGGGAGGCGGCAGUUUUAUGUAUUCUGUUGGAGGCGGCCUGGGACAGCCACAAGGCAUGGUACCCAUGCAGCAACAACAGCAGCAGCAGCAGCAGCAGCAGCAACAGCAGGGCUUCCCUAUGGUUCCGGUCAUGCAGCCAAACAUGCAGGGAAUGAUGGGAAUGAACUUUGGGGGGCAGAUGCCCCCAGGAGCCAUGGCCAUGCAGGGUGGGAUGGCUAUUGGGAUGCAGACCCCUGGGAUGCAGUUCUUGGGUCAGCCACAGUUUAUGAGUAUGAGACCUGCUGGACCCCAGUACACCGCGGACAUGCAGAAACAAAUGGCCGAGGAGCACCAAAAACGUCUGGAACAGCAGCAGAAGAUGCUGGAAGAGGAGAGGAAAAAAAGACAAUUUGAGGAGCAGAAACAGAAGCUGAGACUGCUCAGCAAUGUCAAACCCAAGACAGGGGAGAAAAGCCGUGAUGAUGCCUUGGAGGCAAUCAAAGGCAACCUGGAUGGCUUCAGCAGAGAUGCGAAGAUGCAUCCCACUCCAUCAUCACAGACCAAAAAGCCAGACUCAUCGCCACCACACCUGUCUGUCAACACUCACUCCCUUACCCCAGAUUUGUCCGAGGACAAUGAUGAGUUUAGUGACUUUCAGGGGCCUGUAGACGCCCCUGCCUCCUUCCCUCCGCCCGCCUCCAUUUCCUCCACCUUCGGCCUCUCCUCUCAGGCCCUCGGCCAGCCUUUGUCCUCUGCCCCCAAGACAGGUUUUCCUCAGGACAAUGACGAGUUUAGUGAAUUUGUUCAGGGCCCUCUCAAUGAUUUCCCUGUCUCCAACCUCCACCUCUCCUCUCAGACCCAAGUCCAACCUUCAUCCCCUUCCCUGAAGGGAGGUCUGUCCUCCUCCUCCUCCCUUCCUCAGUCCCUCCCUGCCUCUGUGUCCGUUCCCACUGUCACCCAACACUCUGCUGUCAACACCAGCACCCACUCUACAUUUCAAGGCCCGUCCCUGGAACAGAAGCUAUUCUCCUCAUGUGAUCUUACUGCUGAUACGAUGGCACAGGUUAGCUUUAAAUCCAAGCAGAGUUUGGCUACAAUGGGCCCUAGAACCAAAGUUUCCGCCCAGUUUCACUCCAGCACUAAAGCGAGGAACUGGGCUGCUGCCCCUGAGGACUUGAAUUCUGUCUUCGUCGCAGAAAAGCUACCUGGUGUCCCGGUGUCAGCACCCAGCGUCCCCCCAUCAGCUGCUGACUCGUCUCCUCAAAGCAGUAGUGACAGCGGUGUUGGUGUGUACCCGCAACAAGAGCACAUUCAGCCCAUGCUGCCAGCCUGGGUUUACAAUGAGAGCCACAUCCCAGAAAUGUUCAAGAAGGUUCUUGAAUUCACCAUGACUCCGGCAGGGAUAGACACAGCCAAGCUCUGCCAUAUACUAAUGUCAUCAGGUCUUCCCAGGGAAGCAUUGGGGCAAAUCUGGGCUUCAGCCAACCGCACAACACCUGGCAUGCUGACCAAGGAGGAGCUCUACACUGUACUUGCACUUAUUGGUGUGGCACAGAGUGGCCUCCCAGCAAUGAAUGUGGAAAUCCUCAAUCAGUUCCCUUCUCCACCAGUGCCCAACCUGCCGGCCCUGGCUAUGGCCAUGGCCCCAGUCAUGCACCAGCAGCCCAUGAUGACCAAGCCCUCGGUUUCAAUGGCCAUGGCCAUGCCCACAGCAGCACCACCACCAGUCAUGGCCAUGACACCCAUGACUCAAGCAUCCACAAACACUAACUUCAUCGCCAGUUUCCCUCCUGCACUGGGGAGCAAAGCUGAUGACGAUGACUUCCAGGACUUCCAGGAAGCUCCAAAGGCAGGAGCAGGAGACCAGGCCUUCACUGAGUUCCAGGGGGAGUCAGGUGGAAGUUUCCCCGCCACCAUCACACCUCAGCACCAAAACAGUGCACCUGCCAUGCUGACUCCAGUGUCUGGUUCCUCGUCGGCCUCUGUUACGUCCUCUGAUAAGUACGCUGUCUUCAAGCAGCUGUCAGUGGAUCAACCUGCAGAGCCUCUACCCCCUGCCUCAGAUACUGGCGACAAAUACAGUGUGUUCAGACAGCUGGAGCAACCUGCUGACAAAAAACCAGUCGGGGAAGGAUUUGCAGAUUUCAAGUCUGUCAGCGCUGAUGAUGGCUUCACAGACUUUAAAACCGCCGACAGCAUCUCUCCAUUAGACCCUUCAGACCAGGCCAAGAUCUUCCAACCUGCCUUCCCUUCUGCUUUCCCAACCUCUCAGUCUUUACAACAGCUACCGCAGCAGCAGCAACAGCCACCAGUGUCUCUUUCUCAGCCCAAAAACCUUCUCAACAUGGCCGACCUGGACCUUUUCUCGUCUAUAGCUCCCCCUGUUCCUCUCCCCACUGAUACAAAACCCAGCACAUUCCCCUCAGUGUCUGUCCCCCCCUCUUUAGUGCUUCUCCCAGGUGGAGCCAAAACACGUGGGGGAGGUGCAGAUGAUUUUGGUGAUUUUGCCCUCUUUGGCUCAUCCUCUGAUGCUGCUCAAGCUUCAGCAGCAGGAGGUGUGGCAGCGACUCAGGACGACUUUGCAGACUUCAUGGCGUUUGGCAGUACUGGCGGGCAGCCUAAAGGCGAGAGCAGCAGUGUGGGGGUCCAAGGGGAGAUCUCCACUCAGCAGCGGUCUCAACAGAGCUCAGACAAGUACGACGUAUUCAAGCAGCUGUCCCUGGAGGGUGGCUUGGCGUACGAUGAUUCUAAGGAGAGUGGCGGUGGCUCUUUCUCUUCUCUCAAGAGUGACACAGAUGACUUUGCCGACUUUCAGUCCUCUAAGUUCUGCACAGCACUCGGGGCUUCGGAAAAGACUCUGGUGGACAAGGUGGCCGCUUUCAAACAGGCCAAAGAGGACUCUGCCUCUGUCAAGUCCCUCGACCUCCCGUCCAUCGGGGGGAGCAGCGUUGGAAAAGACGAUUCCGAGGACGCGCUAUCAGUGCAGCUUGACAUGAAGCUCUCGGACAUGGGUGGAGACCUGAAACAUGUGAUGUCGGACAGCUCUCUGGAUUUGCCAGGUCUCUCGGCCCACCAGCCCCCCGCUACAGAAGCAGACGACAUGAAAUUUGACCCCUUUGGGACGUCGGCCCUCAGCACACUGGCCAGCUAUGACUGGUCAGACCGGGAGGAAUGUCUGCCCGGUGAGGUCAGAAAGCCGCAGGGCUGCGAAGGGACUUCCCUUCCAUCUUUAGUGCCAGCACAGAGGAAGGAGCUGACCUUUGGCAGCACCGAAAACAUCACAAGCAGCUCCCUAGAAAAGAUCACAACCUCCUUCCCCGCAGAGGAUGGCUCAUCUGCAGAUGACAAGUUUGAAGCCUUUGCGGAUUUUGGCUCCUGCGAUCAUGGAGGUGUUGAUGCCGAGGAUGACUUUGGGGACUUUGCAAGUACGGUUUCUGAAAAGUCUGACUCGCCUGCCGUUGAUGGCGUCUCCGAGGGAAACCAAAGUGAGGCGUCUGAUGAGUUUGGAGCCUUCCAGGCGGACAAGCCUAAGUUUGGCAAGUCUGACUUUCUCAAAGCCAGCACUCAGACCAAAGUCAAGUCUAGUGAAGAGAUGAUCAAGAACGAACUAGCCACCUUUGACUUGUGUGUUCAAGGCUCCCACAAACGCAGUCACAGUUUAGGCGACAAGGAGAUUGGGCGUUCGCCCCCAUCUCCAGCUCCGGAGCAGCCCUUCAGAGACCGAUCCAACACCCUGAGCGAGAAGCCCGCCCUGCCUGUCAUCAGGGACAAGUAUAAGGACCUGACUGGGGAGGUGGAGGAGAGCGAGCGCUACGCAUACGAGUGGCAGAGGUGUCUGGAAAGUGCUCUGGAGGUCAUCAACAAAGCCAACAACAUCCUGAAUGGCAUCAGCAGCUCCUCCGUAUGCACCGAGGUCAUCCAGUCGGCUCAGGGCAUGGAGUACUUGCUGGGCGUGGUGGAAGUUUAUCGUGUCACCAGGCGCGUGGAGCUGGGCAUCAAGGCGACAGCCGUGUGCUCUGAGAAGCUGCAGCAGCUGCUGAAGGACAUCAGCCGUGUGUGGAACAACCUCAUGGGCUUCAUGUCGCUUGCCAAGCUCGCUCCUGAUGAAAGCUCCCUCGAUUUCUCUUCCUGUAUUCUGAGGCACGGCAUAAAGAAUGCCAAGGAAUUGGCUUGUGGGGUGUGUCUGCUCAAUGUUGAUUCUCGCAGCAAGAACAAAGAAGAAAGCACUAUUGGACGUCUCUUUAAACGAGCAUUGACUAAAGACAAUGACAGGAGGUUAAGGGCAUUCAACUCGGAGACGGACAACUUCAAGCUGCUUUACGGGGGUCACCAGUAUCACGCCAGCUGUGCCAAUUUCUGGAUUAACUGCGUGGAGCCCAAACCCCCCGGCCUCAUACUGCCUGACCUGCUCUGAGCUCUGGGCUGUGGCUGCCAUGGCAACGGGGCACAGGCUAAUCAACAUAACACAUCCACAGAUAGGUGAAGUGCGACGCACUGCUCACUGCACGGACUCUCAGCUUGGACUAAGAGAAGGAUGUUUAUAGUCACUGGAUUCCUCUAUUUAUUUUUUUGUUCUGUAAUAUCUCUUAUCACAACUCAACUGUCACUCACAUCUGCUAGUUUGUUUAAAUUUCAAGCUUUCGUAUAAAUAUUUACCAUCUAUGGUGUUAUUGUUACCCUUAGGUCAGCUGUAUUGGUCAUAUUUAAAUCCAUUACUAGUGAGGUUUUUAAGAGAUGAUUUCCACUGCAGAAAAAGUCAAUAUUAUUAAUGAUAUGACUCAUAUUUAAAUUAUUAGGCGUGCAAUAUCAUUAUAAACACUGGAAGAGGAAGUCUGUAAACAUCUUGAAAUAUUUGUUGCUUUGCUUCUGUGUGAGAGGAUUUUUUAUUCAUGACUCCCUUUGUUCCCACUGAACCAUAGCUGGUGAAUCAUAAGCCUAUUAGUGUACUUGAAUUACCUUUGUUGGUCGGGUCUGUUUUGGUUUUAAAAUGAAAUCUUUAACAUGCAAAUGAGGCAGGUGUUUUAACUUUUCCUGAAUUGUGUUGAUUUGACUGCUUUAAAAAAAAUCCAUUCCUUUUUUGCACUGUUAAGGAGAUUACAGCAUCUUGGAGCAUUUUGAGUAUUUCGUAGGGGUAAAAAGUUAUGAUCUGGUGACCUAAAGGGAACCAUGUUACCAAAUGUGUUUUUGUGAUUUGGUGUUUUGUGCAACAAGAGCUGAAUGUCUGCAAGAAGUUGUCUGAUUCUGAACUAAAAUGACAGAGCACUUUUUGUAUAUUACAGUGUCAUGCUGUACCACUGUAAUUAUAACUAACUGUAAUGUAAUUGCAAUAUAAAUAAAAAUGCAUAUAGUUUA